Messenger RNA from Triticum urartu, 1794 nucleotides. Its product is annotated as C5orf35. The record is from RefSeq and is a predicted model, not a curated record. Lineage: Eukaryota; Viridiplantae; Streptophyta; Magnoliopsida; Poales; Poaceae.
UACGGGCUUUCGGCCCAACCCUUUUCUACACUAGGACUAGACUGAUCGCCCUCCUCCUGAAGUCUAAACCCUCACUCCCCUUCACCACUGCUCCGGCAGCCGUCGUUCAGCCUUGCCCCUCUCGCCGAACCAAGGAGUACCGGGCGCGGCGGCGGCGGCUGCCUCCCGCAGGGCCAGCAUGGCGUUUCUCUUCAACAAAUUCCAGGAGGCAAUCAAAACACUUGCUAAGAGUCCAAGCUUUGCUCGAGACCCACGGCAUCUUCAGUUUGACGCUGACGUGAAUCGUUUAUUUCUCUAUACCAGCUAUAAUCGUUUGGGAAAGCAUUCUGAAGAAAAGGACGCCGAGGAGAUUAUUGAAUUGGCUAGCAAAGCAUCUGUUACUGACCAGCAGAAACAAGUGCAGCAAAAUGUUCAUUAUCAACUUAAGCAUAUAUGCAAAUCAAUGGAUAGCAUUCUUCGUCCUGAUACAAAAGAUCCAUCACAAUCUCCUUCUGAUGCUUAUAAUAAUUCUCGACGAAGUGGCUUGAGUUUGGCCGUUGGCACAGGAGUUGCAGCUGCAAACAAGCCAGCUGUUCCUGCUACGCGACCUUUAACUCGAACUGAAUUGUCAAACAAAUUCAGGGAUCAGUUUGGCUACACCCUUGACAUCAAGCCGUCACUAAUACCUCACAAAGAUGCAGGGCAAGGUCUGUUCUUAUCUGGAGAAGCUAAUGUUGGUGCUGUCCUAGCCAUCUACCCUGGAGUUAUAUACUCACCUGCGUAUUAUCGAUAUAUCCCUGGAUACCCAAGAAUCGAUGCGUGCAACAGUUAUCUUAUCACAAGAUAUGACGGAACAAUAAUCAACGCGAAACCAUGGCAUUUAGGUGGUGAAACAAGAGAAGUAUGGGAUGGUUCAGAUCCAGUGGAUUACAAUACAACGCCACCCAUAAACCCAGAGAGCAACUCUGACCGGGCAUGGAGGAUGCUUAACAAGCCCCUGCAGAAGAGUGGCAGUGAAAACUUCGGGGAUGUGCUUGAACGGCGAAAUCCACUAGCCUUUGGUCAUUUCGCGAACCAUCCACCGGGAGGAUCGACUCCUAAUGUCAUGAUCUGCCCAUAUGAUUUUCCACUGACAGAGAAGGACAUGAGAGCAUACAUCCCGAACAUUGCAUUUGGUGGUGAAGAGCCGGUUACAAUGAAGAGGUUUGGCUCCUUCUGGUUCAAGUCCAGAGCCCCUGGUAAACAGACCGGGGAGCCACCGGUUCUGAGGACGCUUGUGCUAGUGAGUACGAGGUCCGUAUGUGACGAAGAGCUCUUCCUGAACUACCGGUACAGCAGCUCAAAGGGGCGGCCAGAGUGGUAUACCCCAGUGGAUGAAGAAGAGGAUAAGAGGAGAUGGAGCUAGGUCUGAACAGACCCGCCUGUAAUGUUUUGUUCAAAUGUUUCUGUGGCUCUUUCUUUCAUCAGUCACCGGAUUUAAACAGGGCACUGGUGAACUCCAGAAGCCGAUUCGGCUAUUCUUUCUAGUAUGUUUCAGUCUUCCACCGCAUAGGUAGUGUCUCUGCUGAACUCUUCUCGCAGGUCUUUUGUGGCAAUAAAAAGAACACCAGUUACGUCUCAUUUUCUCUGAGGCAGUAUCUGUAUUAUCCAUCCCGUUGUUGUAAGGGGAUAUUUAUGAGCUUAUCACUCAAUCUGUGUCAGUAGUCCGAUACGUAUUUGCUUUCGGAAUAUUAACAAGCUAUGCCAUAUUGCUAGCGAACUGCUUCUCGUCUAAAUAAAUACUACCUCUGUAACUUAAUAUAAGACGUUUUUUUA